AUGUAUACACCAUAUUCCUUUGGGGAUCUGGAAGCGCUGUGUGCCAAACUGCCCUCCCUCACUGGCGGAGCCGAACAUUUUAAGGAAGCUUUCCAGUCCAACACCUCAGGAAACGAGCUCUGUCUUGGGGACUACAGAGGAGUACUGGGAAAGAAGAUGGGGCACGAUGAGGCAGUGCGCCUCCUGCUGUCCAUCGGACUGGGACCCACAACACCUGACUCCAUGCCAGCUGGACAGUUUGCAGGGGUUGUGGGCGAUCCUACAUCGGCAUUCCCUGGCCCUCUCAACCACAACCGCCCUGGCCACCACGGAUACAAUCCACACAGUGGCAAACACCCUGGCCUAAUAGAGGAAGAGGCCGAGGCCCCCCUAGAGGCAGGGGGCAGAGAGGACCUGGACAAGGAGGAACCACAUAUUACUGCUACAACUGUGGACAACCCGGACAUUAUGCCAGGGACUGCCAGACACAACCGCAGCCCGAAGGGAGCCAGAAUUUUGGGGCGCAGGCAGCAGCCCCGCAAUCUCAACAACCACCACAGCCGUGGCCGCCCACUGACUCAAUCCAUUAUAGGGGUCACAGGCAAACCUCUAGUCCAGUCCUUUACGGAACCACUCACAGUCCAGUACCAACAACAGCAGGUUCUCCACUCCUUCCUGAUGUCUCCCUCCUGCCCAGUUAAUCUACUCGGGAGGGACUUAAUGUGCAAGUUUGGCCUACAAAUAUGGAUGAACUCCCAGGGGACCCACAUCUCAGUAGAAGUGCCGCCCUCCACACUCCAAGACCCUGUGAGACUCAUGACGCUGACAACCCCGCCACCAGUUCCCCUGCACCAGAUUGUUUAUUGGCUCCGACUGAUCGAAACUGGACCCAACACCCCCUCCAUUCAGUUUGCAUUCCAGCUCCUCAAGUCACAAAUCUAUGCGCUCCAUCCAUAUAUGACCCCACUAGAUCAUGUUCAUUGCACUAUGCACGUGGCAGACGAUGUAGACACACCCUAUGAUGACGACUGGGUGGAACACAUGGCCCAUCACAGCCCCACCAUAGUAUGCCAAGGAAUUUACUGUGGAAAGGAAGGAGUAGCCGCAAAAGUCCUACUCACUGAAUGGGAGCAACCAUGGUAUACUCUAUCGGACACUGCAGCACCACAUGUCACUCUAGCGGUUGGAUUUGGCCAGCAGGCCCGGAGUUUGGGCCCCAUGAUUAAGCGCUCCUCGACUCUCACGUGGAGGCCAACACCUACACCUGACCUACUUAAAGCAGAAGAAGAGGACAUGUGGUUCUUCACAGCCCCUUAUACCAUGGACGCCUCCAUACCAGAAAGUCUGCCACUCCCCAGAGAACAUGGACUCCCCUGCUCUGACCACCCAGGUGCUACAGCAAUCCUCAAUACAGUCCCUGACUCCCUCUGGACCACCUCACCUCAUGAUGUUGGUUUGCUACAGAGCAACCCCAUCUUAGUGGCCCUACUGGAUCCCAACAUCCUCCCUGUUCGCAGGAAGCAAUAUAAAAUCUCUCUAGAUCAAGAAGCAGGCAUAGCCCCAACAGUCGAAGGCCUCCUGGCAGCAGGUGUAAUCUACCCUACAACCUCCCCCUGGAAUACCCCUAUCUUGCCGGUCCCCAAAGCUGGAGGAAAAGGAUGGAGAAUGGUGCAGGAUUUUCGCCCCAUCAACGAUGUCACCAUUCCAGCAGUGCACCCGGUUCCUGAUCCCCAUGUUGCCCUCACCUCCCUGAACCCUUCCAUGACCUACUUUUCAGUCAUAGACCUCGCUAAUGCCUUUUUCAGUGUGCCCCUCCAUCCCAACUCCCAGCCCUUUUUUGCCUUCACCUUCAGGAGCCAACAGUACACCUACUCCAGGCUGCCACAAGGGUACCGCGACUCACCGGGACUCUUUAACAGAAUACUCAAGACACACCUCCUGGAACUCAUUCUACCACCAGAGGUGGUCCUCAUUCAGUAUGUGGAUGACCUCCUCCUUGCUGCUACAACGGCCCUAGCCUGCCUCACCACCACCGAGACCCUCCUCCAUUUCCUCAACACCAAAGGCUACAAAAUCAAGAAAGAGAAGGUGCAGAUAGCACGAAGGCAGGUGGUGUUUUUGGGCAGAGAAAUAUCAGCCGCAGGCCUAGGGAUCUCCACCAACCACAGACACUCCAUCCUCAGACAUCCGCUGCCCCACACUGUGUCAGAGAUGCUGUCCUUCCUGGGUCUCACUGGCUAUAGUCGCUCACAUAUCCCCGACUAUACCAACAGGACUGCCCCACUCCGUUCCCUACUGGCAGAAGCGGGUAACCGCAACCUCACAGCCCCUCUGCCCUGGACAGCAGAAGCUGAAGCAGCCUUCACCGACCUCAAACAGGCCCUAGCUCAGGCAGCGGCCCUGAUGGCACCUGACUACACCUCCCCAUUCCAUCUUGAUGUUUCCGAACAGAACGGCUUCCUCAACGCCGUCCUGUAUCAGAAAAAAGGGGGAGAGAGACAUGUACUGAUGUACCAUUCCUCAAGACUUGAUGUAGUGGAAAAAGGACAGACUACAUGUGCCAGAUAUGUAGCUGCACUGGCAAAGGCAAUAGACAAAACUGCACACGUGGUCAUGUGUCAUCCACUCCAGAUACACACAAGCCAUGGAGUCUCAGCAUUUCUGGCCAGCAAAGAAUUUUCCUACAGUGCAGCACGUAAGUCCAAGUUACAACAGACCUGCACUCAACCACACAUCACAUACGUCACCACAGAGCGCAACAUGGCAGCAAACCUGGGACAGCAAGGCCAACCACAUGACUGCACUGAACUAGCUGUCCAAGAAAGCAAGGUACGCGCAGACCUCUCAAAUGACCCACUCCUUGACGCUGACAUGUGGCUCUACACAGAUGGAUGCUGCUACAAACAGGAAGAUGGGACUAACAGGGCCUCCUAUGCAGUCGUACAACAAACAGCAGAUGGAGAUCACAGAGAACUGGAAUCAGGGAUUCUGGAACAACCGGCAUCAGCACAAGUGGCAGAAAUAAAAGCACUCACAGCAGCACUCAAAAUUGGAAAAGGACAGUCAAUCAACAUAUAUACAGACUCGGCAUACGCACAUGGAGCAGCUCACAUCGAUGCUCCAAUGUGGGAACGACGAGGAUAUACAACAGUGGCGGGAACGCCAAUCAGGCAUCAGCAGGCCAUAAAAGAUUUGGUGGCCGCCAUCUCCCUCCCCAGACAAGUGGCCAUCAUGAAAUGUAAAGGACACGACACAGUCAAUUCAAGGGUGAGCGCUGGGAAUGAUGCUGCAGACCAAGCAGCAAAGAGAGCAGGAGGCUACUCGCCCAAGAUAAUGGUUGUGAGAGCAGAACCACUCCCACGUCUCACACCAGAAGACAUCAAAGAAAUUCAAACAAAGGCGGGAGCAUACGAGUGGAAUGAAUGGAAAAGGAAAGGGGCCACGAAAAGUGAAGAUGGGCUCUGGAGAGCCCAUGACGGAAGACUGGUGGCACCCACCAAACUCUGCCAUAUGCUCUUGCCAGAAGCACACCGCCCCACACAUGAAGGAAAAAGACAGACAUUGAUCAACAUGACACAAUUGUGGUGGCACCCGCACAUGGACAGUAUGGUGACUCUGUAUUGCGCAGAGUGCAAAGUUUGCGGGGCCCACAACCCAAAAAGACCAUUCACCACGCCGAUGGGCUCUUUCCCGGUUCCAACAGCCUGUUUCCAAGACAUCAGUAUAGAUUAUACAGAUAUGGGAGCAGACAAUGUAGUGCAAGGGAAAAGAUAUUUGUUGGUAAUGGUAGACAGAUUUUCUAGGUGGGUAGAAGCUAUCCCAGCUAGACAUGAAGAUGGAAAGACUGUAGUAAAAUGGUUAAAAACUGAACUGAUACCACGGUACGGCAUUCCAAGACGAAUCAGGUCAGAUAAUGGCACCCAUUUUAACAACCAGUUGUUGAGAGAAGUUGAGGCUGCCCUGGGGAUCACACACUCAUUCGGGUCGGUUUACCAUCCACAGUCCCAGGGACUGGUGGAGAGGGCUAACCAAACAUUGAAGGCUAAGAUAGCCAAGGUCUGCCAUGAGAGCAAGAUGAAGUGGGUGGAGGCCCUUCCCCUGGCACUCAUGGCCAUGAGAGCCGCAAAAGGGGGAGAGACGCACCUCUCACCCCACGAGAUCUUGACGGGCAGACCAAUGCCAGGUCCACCCAAUGAUGGAGGCCAUAUGCCAUUAUUGGAUGUAAAACAGGUAGAAAUGUCAGCCUAUAUGAAUGAAUUAACCUCUUUGGUCUCAGCCCUCUCUACCCAGGUGGAGAAAGCCUACAAGAAGCCAGCACCCACUCAGAACGAGAGGCAGACCAUUAAGGUAGGAGACUGGGUCAGGGUUAAGGUCCACAAGAGGAAGUGGGCCAACCCCAGGUGGGCUGGACCGUACGAGGUGGGGGAGAAUCGGAUGGCACUGGACAUGAUACUGGCUGAAAAGGGGGGCGUCUGUGCGAUGUUUGGAGAGAUGUGCUGCACCAUCAUACCUAAUAACACUGCUCCGGACGGGAAAGUCACCAGGGCGCUGAACCAACUGAAGGCUCUAUCCAGGGAAAUGCACGAGGCAUCAGUUACCUGUGGAUGUUGCUGUAUCCCUUGCCUACGCACCAUGGCUGGCCGCCUGAUCUCCACUGCUCUCUCCAAAGAAAAGGCACCACCACCCUAUUCACCUGAGGCCGGAACUUUUCCCCUUCUGAUGAUGAAUGGAGAGGGGGAGGAGAACUUUGAUCUGGACAUAGAAAUCGAGGGGUGA
This is a messenger RNA of Etheostoma spectabile (orangethroat darter), 4755 nucleotides long. RefSeq lists its product as uncharacterized. Gene Ontology annotation, biological process: proteolysis; DNA integration. The coding region runs from base 1 to 4755 and encodes 1584 amino acids. Gene Ontology annotation, molecular function: RNA-DNA hybrid ribonuclease activity; aspartic-type endopeptidase activity; nucleic acid binding. The record is from RefSeq and is a predicted model, not a curated record. Lineage: Eukaryota; Metazoa; Chordata; Actinopteri; Perciformes; Percidae. The transcript is spliced from 5 exons.